AUGUCGUGGCAGGACCAGAUGCAGGACGAAUCGCUCGUCUCUGCGACCGGCGGAGAUGAGUUCUCCAACUUCCUCGAGUUUGGCAUCAAUUUCCCCGACCUCGACGGCCAUGCUUCCGCUCAGCCGGAGCGCUCCCUCCACGGAUCCAACCAUGCCAUUACGACCACGAUGCCCGACGACGGCAUGAACCGCAUGGAGACAGACGCGCAGGGUCAAUCUUCACAGUACAAUCACAUGAUGGGCGAUCUGCCCAUGGACCUGUCCCAGCAGGGCCAGGGCCAGGUCUCCCAGCCGUACAACGGCAUGAAUGUCGAUAACGACUUCUUCCAGGAGCAACACCAGCUACGUCGCCAAUCGUCGCACCAGCAUCCUCAGCACCAUGGCUAUGCUCCCGGUCAGCCAAUGGUUCCUCCGACCCCCAACAGUAUCGAGCUCCAUGGCGGUGCCGUCAGGUAUCCCCAGCGGGUGGAAGAGAAUGCGGAGAUGUAUGGUCGCUACGGUCGUGUCAACGAUGAACAGGCUUUCUAUACCCCCCUGAUCUCGCCAGCUAUGACCCCGCUCGAGACUCAAUUUCGGUUGCCCGAGUAUACCAUCCCAGGCGAGUACUUCACCCCGCUGACCUCGCCCGCUCUCGAGGCGCGAGGCUCCAGUUCUGGGUACCCGUUCCAGACGACCCAGGCCUCGGACAUGGGAUACCUACACUCCCCCGUCGACGCCAAUGGGGUGCCUGUCUCAACCCCCGCAUCCCCUGGAUUGCAGAGGAAGCAACGACGCCGUCCCUCGGCUACUACGCGAGUGACCGGUCGCGCAGGCAAGCAGUCUCCCGUCGUACGCGCGCAGACGCGGAGAAAGCAGGCUCUUAGCAGUCAACUGCAAUCGGAGGAAAUCUCCAAUGCGCUCAACCAAGACGCCCGUGCGCCCAUCAAUGGAGGCAGUAAUCUGCGUUUUGGAAGCACCGAAAGCUCUCAGGACUCUGUGUCCCCCGAGCCUCUCUCGGAGCCGUUGAUGCCUCCUCCGGCGCUCCCUCAAAAUCGCAAGUCGCCUGUAAUCGAGCCGCAGACAUCGGGUCCGAAGAGCGGUGCAGUUGUCACGCCGGCCACGCUCAUGCGUAUUCACAAAGCUCAGCAUACCCAGGAUCCAACCGGCCGGUUUACGGGCCAGGCGAGCUUGGUCCCCAGCGGCGGUCAGCAGGAUGAUAUUAUGGAAGAUGUCCAGCUUCCUGAUGCUGCCGCAGAUAACAGGCCAAGUCUGACUCGCAUUCAGACUGCUAUGCGUAGCGGUGAACACACUCCCACGACGUCUGCCAAGAAGACCCCGUCGUUAGAGCCCCGGUCGGUCGUGGACAGAGCUUCUUCUGUCUCUGUCGCCCCGAGCCCGCGGACCGGUCCGAUGCCAUCUCCCAGUGGACCAGUGGGGAGAAAGCCGGACCCCAAGGCUGGCAUCAGAAAACGCCAGAGUGUCAGCUCGCAGAUCAGUCCGGCAUUGCGGCCGAGGAUCAGUCCCAGUAUCCAGCCACUGGUCCGUGGUGAUGGUGGAGUAUCCACAGAGACAUCUGCACUAUAUUUAGCGUCCAAGUCUAAUUAUCAGCAUAUCCUGGAUGGCACUCUUCUUCCAGGAGUGUCUUAUCCAGAGACGCUAGCCGAAAAUCUCAGUUCCAAGCGUACCAAUCACAAGCUCGCAGAACAGGGCCGACGAAAUAGAAUCAACACUGCCCUGAAAGAGAUCGAGGCCUUGCUCCCUCCCGGAUUCGCGCAAGCGAGGGCUAAAGACAGUCCUAGCGGUGGUCCGAAGAAUACAGAAAAGGAGAAGGGUGGCAACCAGACGAUCAGCAAGGCCAGCACGGUUGAAAUGGCCAUUGACUACAUCAAAGCACUGAAGCAGGAGCUGGAAGACACGCAGCAGAAGCUGAAGGUAGCUGAAUCAAAGCUCCGUGGCACACCUGCCGAAUCAGAGCCAGAAGCUGCCGCAUCUGCUGCUGUCCCUGAGACGAAGACAGAGACACCGAGAAAUAGUGAGACGCCAGCUCCGUCUUCUGAAAGCUCUGCAGAACCAGCCAAAGUCGAACAAAAAUAG
Paecilomyces variotii is the source of this 2073-nucleotide messenger RNA. RefSeq names its product putative HLH transcription factor. Gene Ontology annotation, molecular function: protein dimerization activity. The record is from RefSeq and is a predicted model, not a curated record. NCBI's taxonomy places the organism in Eukaryota, Fungi, Ascomycota, Eurotiomycetes, Eurotiales, Thermoascaceae. The coding region runs from base 1 to 2073 and encodes 690 amino acids. The transcript has 3 exons.